AUGGAAGGAAAGAAAGUGUUAGUGGUUGAUGAUGAACCCUUUGCUCAAAAUUUAUUGAAGAUGCUUUAUGGUGUUCUGAAAGUAGAGUGUAUAGUAGUGGCUAAUGGAAAGGAAGCCUUGGAAGAAUACCAAAAAUCAGCUAAUUUUGUUCACAUACUCAUGGAUAUUCAUAUGCCAAUAAUGGAUGGAUAUGAUGUAACAGUUAAAUUUAAAUAUUAGUCUACAAAAUAAAUUAGGCUUCAUGAAAAAGCAAAAGGAUUACCUAGAUGCAAGAUUCUUGGUCUCAGUGGAGGUAAAUAUCAUUAUAAUAUGAAUAAUAAGACGGUGAUCCAAAAACAAAGGCAGCUUGUAUUAGUGCUGGUAUGGAUGAUUUACUAGUUAAGCCAUUGAAAAAGGAGCAAUUAUAAUAGUUUUUAUGA
This is a messenger RNA of Paramecium pentaurelia, 419 nucleotides long. Lineage: Eukaryota; Ciliophora; Oligohymenophorea; Peniculida; Parameciidae. The record is from the annotation of a GenBank genome assembly.